Talaromyces stipitatus ATCC 10500 is the source of this 948-nucleotide messenger RNA. RefSeq lists its product as uncharacterized. Gene Ontology annotation, molecular function: DNA binding; histone binding. Gene Ontology annotation, biological process: regulation of DNA-templated transcription; nucleosome assembly. Lineage: Eukaryota; Fungi; Ascomycota; Eurotiomycetes; Eurotiales; Trichocomaceae. The transcript has 2 exons. Gene Ontology annotation, cellular component: nucleolus. Bases 1 to 948 code for a protein of 315 amino acids. The record is from RefSeq and is a predicted model, not a curated record.
AUGAGUUUCCUCAGUUCGGUUCUCUCGUCUAUAGAGACUGGAACUCCAACAUCACUCCCGCCAAUAACCCCGCGACCAACACCCGACAAAUCUGAACCCAGAAAGCUAACACCUUCAGCGCCUGUAUCUACCAGACCGACCAGCAGUAAUACCUCGGCGGGCAUCAAACGAAAAGCCGAGGAUUCUCUUCGACGACUGGAGAAACCAUCGUCCACAUCAAAUGGUAGUGCAAAUGGUAGCGAUGUGAAGGCGCGACCCAAAGCGCCGUUGCCUGCCGCUCGUCCGGCAGUUGCGAAGAAGCCUACCCCGCCGGCCGCACCCGCGAAGCCACCUCCAAAAGGAUCAUUUGCAGAUUUGAUGGCCAAAGCCAAAGCGGUUCAAAAGGAGGCUCCCAAGGUCGGCGUGUUGAAGCAUCAAGCGGCUCUACCAAAAGAAAAAAUCAGCAAGACAGAAAUGAAAAGACGCAUGGAGGCGAUCGCCAAAGGGAAGGAAGCGGCCCGCCCAGGGAAACGACACGGUGUCAGUCCGGCUCCUAAUGCAAAGAGAGUUGAUGGAAAGCCUGGUUUCGAUGCCUCCGCUAAGAAGCGAGAGCCCGAGGAGAACGCUUACAAAGGAACUGCGCGUUCAGCCCAACCUUCAUACAAGGGAACGGCAAACUUGCCUGCGAGACACAAGGAUGCGGAUCGGCGACGGGCUCCUCGCCGUGAUGAAUAUCUAGGUACAGAUGAGGAAGAUGAAGGAGAUUUUUACGACGAUUACGACGAUUAUUACUCCGAUGAAUCUUCAGACAUGGAAGCUGGGUAUGGAGACAUGGAGAAAGAAGAAAUCGCCGCUCUUCGUGCUGCUCAGAAAGAAGACGAAGAGGAUAUACGGAGGGAGGCGGAAGCAAAGCGGGCGAAGAUGGAAAGAAGGCAGAAGCUGACUGCGUUGGCAAGGGCGAAGCGAUGA